UCCAGACGGCAUGUAUGGACCUGACUGUACCCAGACCUGUCACUGUGCAGCCGGACCAGCUGCCUGUCACAAGGAGACCGGGGCCUGUAUGGGAGGAUGUCAUGACUUAUGGACUGGAGACUCGUGUCAGAACCGCACAGCGGCUGUCUCGUACGAGAAUCUCUUUACCAAGGAGGCAGGUCGCUUCUUCGGUGAUUCUGGCAAUCAUAUAACAGCGUACAACAACAUAGACGCCGAGGAGUGUGCCCGCCGCUGUCUGCUAGGUCACGGCAGUUACGACGGCGUCACCACGGCAUGUCUGUCCUUCAACCACCGCCCCGCGGGGUCGCCAGAGGGCGGCUUUGCACGGUGUUGGCUCCGCAGUAGUGACAAGGUCAUGGCGGCGUCUCCUGGUUCUGAGUGGGAGAGUUGGCCUCAUAGAAACUACUACCAACGGAAACAUAUAUUGGCGCCCGAAGACUGUGCUGACGUGUUCGCCCUUGGGAUUCAGUACAAUCAUGUCUACUUUAUGGGCCACCCCCAACCGUUCCAAGCCUACUGUGACAUGGACACUGAUGGCGGUGGGUGGACGGUCAUACAGCGGCGUCAGGACGGGUCCGUGCCGUUUAAUAAGACUUGGACUGAGUACGAGCGGGGCUUCGGCAAUCUCAUGGGAGAAUCCUGGCUAGGAUUAGAGCACAUCCACAGUCUGACAACACAGAAACAAAACGAACUGUACGUGUACUUGGAAGACUGGGAAAUGAACAGCCGGUUUGCGCGGUACAGCAGGUUUUCUGUAGGGAAUGCCGACAGCAAGUACACGGCAACGAUCGGCGGGUACAGCGGGGAUGCAACUGAUAGUUUGGACCCGUCCACUACACGUCACAGCAUCAACAACAGACAGUUUUCUACAACAGACCAGAAUAAUGCCGGUGCCAGCGAAAACUGUGCGGUUAAAUUCGGACAAGGAGGCUGGUGGUACACUCCAAGUUGUGGCUGGGCCAUGUUGAACGGACAAUAUCUGACCGGCUGUUCAGUACCUACAGCUACCUGCCCCAGUGCAAAAGGAAUCUUCUGGGAGAAUUGGAGGGGUCUUCUUUAUUCCUUGAAGAAAACGGUCAUGAUGAUCAGGCCUGCAGAUUUUCCAGCGUCCUCUUUCAAAUCUUGCCAGAAUGGUACCCUGACCUCAGGACCGGAAGGCUCCGGACUG
Branchiostoma belcheri (Belcher's lancelet) is the source of this 1189-nucleotide messenger RNA. RefSeq names its product fibrinogen-like protein 1. The record is from RefSeq and is a predicted model, not a curated record. Lineage: Eukaryota; Metazoa; Chordata; Leptocardii; Amphioxiformes; Branchiostomatidae. The annotation marks the transcript as partial. The transcript is spliced from 4 exons.